This is a messenger RNA of Aphanomyces astaci, 234 nucleotides long. RefSeq lists its product as hypothetical. The record is from RefSeq and is a predicted model, not a curated record. The transcript has 2 exons. Lineage: Eukaryota; Oomycota; Saprolegniomycetes; Saprolegniales; Verrucalvaceae. Bases 1 to 234 code for a protein of 77 amino acids.
AUGAAAAAUCUUACCGAGCUUGAAGAGUGGGGUCAAGCGCAUCGGUGCGACACCGCCGAGGCAUUUUUUACCGUGGCUUAUGCACAUGAGUUGCGGGUCUUGACCAGUGUGGUACUCCAACACACCAUUCCCAGGGUGCUGGUGUCUGAUCAAAUCGCGACGGACACGAGUCCAGGACUUUGGGCAGUCUGCCCCAUUUCAACAGAGGUCCUCGAGAAGGCAUUGACGGUGUAA